This is a messenger RNA of Aspergillus wentii DTO 134E9, 309 nucleotides long. RefSeq names its product tubulin-binding prefolding complex subunit YKE2. The transcript has 3 exons. The record is from RefSeq and is a predicted model, not a curated record. NCBI's taxonomy places the organism in Eukaryota, Fungi, Ascomycota, Eurotiomycetes, Eurotiales, Aspergillaceae. Gene Ontology annotation, biological process: chaperone-mediated protein complex assembly; protein folding. Gene Ontology annotation, cellular component: cytoplasm; prefoldin complex. The annotation marks the transcript as partial. Gene Ontology annotation, molecular function: protein-folding chaperone binding.
CAGAAACAGAUGCAGGCUCUCUCGGAGGAAUACCAGAAGCUGCAGACCGAACUCGAUGGUUUUGUUGAGGCUCGCCAGAAGCUCGAGUCGCAGGAACAGGAAAACAAGGGUGUCCAGAUUGAAUUCGACUCCUUGGACGAUGAUUCAAAUAUCUACAAGCUCAUCGGACCAGUCCUGUUGAAGCAAGAUAAGAAGGAGGCCGUCAUGGCCGUCAACGGUCGUCUUGAGUUCAUUGAGAAGGAGAUCAAGCGAAUUGAGAAGCAAAUCGAAGAGGCACAAGAAAAGAGCGACAAGAAACGCACAGAGGUA